Messenger RNA from Blepharisma stoltei, 777 nucleotides. Lineage: Eukaryota; Ciliophora; Heterotrichea; Heterotrichida; Blepharismidae. The record is from the annotation of a GenBank genome assembly.
AUGGCUAUAAGUGUCUCUGCAAUUGUUUCAAGAGUCUGGCCAAUAGCAAAGCUUGACACUUCUACGUCAAAUAUUUACUUAAAAAUCUACUCUCAAAAGCUGUUUUUACUGUCUGCAAUCUUGAUACACAUAAUUAUUUCCUGCGUGGUGAUUUCUAGCUGCUAUUGGUCAUUUAAUUGCUGAACUUUUUUGCCUACAUUAAGCUAUAUAGGAUUUUUUAGAGGAUAUGACAGGGUCCUUGUGAUGACUUUUUCAGCAUUUACGCCGAUACUUUUACUGUUCUUUUCGGCGGCUUUUACAAAUUAUGAUGCAACUUUGAGCAAAGUGGAUUCGAUAAUAAUGAUGCUUAUAGGAAUUCUUAUCAGUUUUGCGGUUCCUUUUACGUUUAUUAUUGAUGAGGUUGCAUCGUCAUUUUACGUUUAUAUGGAAAAAGUUCAUCUUCUUAUUGUAAUAGGGAUGAUUUCUCUAGGAAUAAUAUGGAUUUUCCUCUCAUUUGGGUGCAUGUAUAAACUUCAGACUUAUUCUUUUAAACAGUCAAGAUUUUGGAAAAAGCUUUUGAUAUAUUUAUUUUUAAAUCUGUGUGUGCUCUUGAUAAGCAUUUAUACAUGGUAUUAUAGUAGUGAUACAAGUUUAGAAAGCAUUGAAGCUGUAUUUGAAUAUAUUACUGUAUCUAUGAGUGUUUAUCUGCCUUAUCUUUAUUCUAAGUCAUUCCAAGUCACAAAAAUUAGGAUUUCAGUGAAAACGCCAAGCCAUUCACUUUUAGGCACUCAAGUUUAA